AUGGCGGAAUUAGGGGUUUCUUCGGAUUCGAAAUCCUCCGACCGAGAGAUGAUGCAGGAGCAGCUUGUGAAUAUGGGGUUUUCCGAGGCUUUGGCCGCCGAAGCUCUCGAAACCACCGGCGGCGAUAUCAUCAAAGCUACAGAUUGGCUUCUCAGCCGCGGCAACUGUAAUCGCAGUCAUCAAAAUGACGAUGCUGCUGUCAGUAUUCAUAACAAUACGCCGCCGCCGCCGUCAACCUCUAAAGUUGGUAACUUUCAACCGAAAAUCGAUUGCUUUUUUAAUUUUAAUAGUAAUGGUAGUAUUAAUAGUAAGGGCAUUUGUAGUGUUGUAAAUAGUGAUGCCGGUGUUGGUGGUGGCGGCGGCGGCGGCGGCGGCGAUGCGGCUGAGCUAUUACCCGCCGGUGAACCUAGCCUACAACAAGAAUCACCAUCUAAGCCCUUAUCAGAGAGAAUGCGUCCACAAACCCUUCAGCAGGUAGUCGGCCAAGACCACAUAUUAGGCCCAACUUCUGCCCUCCGGUCAGCAAUUCGGUCUUGCCGUCUCCCCUCUCUGAUCCUUUGGGGCCCUCCCGGAACCGGCAAGACCUCUAUCGCCAGAGCCAUCGUGGCUGAUGCCAAUGCCAACUGUAACUCUUCUCCUGAUCCUUUGGGUGGCGCCAUUCCUCCAUACCGUUUUGUUCAGAUUUCAGCUGUGAAUGCUGGUGUUAAGGAUGUUAGAGAUGCUGUGGAUGAAGCUAAGAACUGGACCAGGUUGAUGAAGAAGAGGAAGAGUAGUGGGUCUCACAGGAUCAUAACCAGGACAGUUCUUUUCAUAGAUGAAGUACACAGGUUCAAUAAGGCUCAACAAGAUUCCCUCUUGCCUGUGAUUGAGGAUGGUAGCGUUAUUUUUGUUGGGGCCACCACGGAGAAUCCGUCCUUCCACUUGAUCACUCCAUUGCUGUCCCGUUGCACCCUGCUUGUCCUUAAUCCCCUCCAACCUGAACACAUUUCUACCCUUUUGAAUAGGUCAGUGUCGGAUAUCAGCAGAGGAAUCCAAUUAGGGCUCAAAUGGAAGAAAGUGCAAGUGGAGGAUGCGGCCAUAGAGUUUCUUUCACAGCAUUGCGAUGGUGAUGCCAGAGUGGCGCUGAAUGCCUUGGAGAUUUCAGUUACCACUGCUGCUGCUGCUGCUUUACCUGAACGGGCAGACAAUCGAGACAUUGUUGAUGAUUCAGUACUUUUGGUUCGGACUAGUCAUGUUGAGGAAGCUUUGAGUAGUAAGCAUGUUGCUUAUGAUAGAGAUGGCGAGGAGCAUUACAACCUCAUUAGUGCUCUUCACAAGUCCAUGAGAGGAAGUGAUCCAGAUGCUUCCAUAUAUUGGCUUGCUAGAAUGUUGGAAGGAGGAGAACAGCCGCUAUACAUUGCACGCAGACUUAUUCGGUUUGCUAGUGAAGAUGUUGGCUUGGCUGAUUCCUCUGCCCUUACUCAAGCUGUGGCUUGUUAUCAAGCUUGUCUCUUUAUCGGCAUGCCAGAGUGCAAUGUUAACCUGGCUCAGUGCGUUUGCUAUUUGGCUCUGGCUCCAAAAUCGGUAGCAGUGUACACAGCCAUCAAAGAUGCACAGAAGUUAGUUAGAGACUCUGUUGGACAGAAUGAAGGGGUUCCCCUUCACCUAAGAAAUGCACCUACUAAGCUGAUGAAGAAUAUUGGAUAUGGAAAAGGGUAUGUCUAUCCUCCCGGGUGUGAUGAGUCUGAUCCGGAUUUGCUGUCCCAGACUUACAUGCCGCCAUCUCUACAAGGAUAUAAGUUUCUUCAUUGGCCAAAAUCUGCAGCCAAGAAGAACGGAAAUUGA
Molecule: messenger RNA, 1824 nt
Organism: Oldenlandia corymbosa var. corymbosa
Lineage: Eukaryota; Viridiplantae; Streptophyta; Magnoliopsida; Gentianales; Rubiaceae
Source: the annotation of a GenBank genome assembly